This is a messenger RNA of Hibiscus syriacus, 476 nucleotides long. Its product is annotated as actin-depolymerizing factor 7-like. Gene Ontology annotation, cellular component: cytoplasm; actin cytoskeleton. Lineage: Eukaryota; Viridiplantae; Streptophyta; Magnoliopsida; Malvales; Malvaceae. The transcript is spliced from 2 exons. Gene Ontology annotation, biological process: actin filament depolymerization. Gene Ontology annotation, molecular function: actin filament binding. The record is from RefSeq and is a predicted model, not a curated record. Bases 13 to 405 code for a protein of 130 amino acids.
GCGGCGUCCGGAAUGGCUGUCGACGACGAAUGCAAGCUGAAAUUCUUGGAGCUAAAGGCGAAGAGGAACUACCGGUACAUCAUAUUCAAGAUUCACGAGCAACAAGUGGUGGUCGAUAAAGUCGGGAACCCGGCGUCGAGUUACGAGGAGUUCACGGCAUCCCUGCCUACCGACGAGUGCCGAUACGCCGUCUUUGAUUUUGAUUUCACCACCGAUGAGAACUGCCAGAAAAGCAAAAUCUUCUUCAUUGCAUGGUCGCCCGAUACAUCAAGGGUGAGAAGCAAGAUGGUGUACGCAAGCUCCAAGGACAGAUUCAAGAGGGAACUUGAUGGCAUUCAAGUGGAGUUGCAGGCAACAGAUCCUAGUGAAAUGAGCUUCGACAUCAUUAAAUGCCGUGCAAUUUAAACGCUGUCGUUUUGUUUGCCUAGUCUUCUUCUUCUUCUCCCCAAAACAUUUGAUCGGCCAUGGCCAUGGCC